Poecilia reticulata (guppy) is the source of this 3241-nucleotide messenger RNA. RefSeq names its product abl-interactor 2b (gene abi2b). Gene Ontology annotation, cellular component: SCAR complex; lamellipodium; actin-based cell projection. Lineage: Eukaryota; Metazoa; Chordata; Actinopteri; Cyprinodontiformes; Poeciliidae. Gene Ontology annotation, biological process: neuron migration. The record is from RefSeq and is a predicted model, not a curated record. Gene Ontology annotation, molecular function: signaling adaptor activity; SH3 domain binding.
GUACCACACGCGGCCGCUAGCGGCGCUGCCGAGCCCUGCAUCCCGCUCUGCCAAAAGAUGUGAAAAUGGCGGAGCUACAAAUGCUUCUGGAAGAGGAGAUUCCAGCAGGACGAGGCGCUCUCCUAGACAGUUUCACCAACUUGGAAAGAGUAGCGGAAUACUGCGAAAGCAACUAUGUCCAGUCUCCAGACAAGCAGAGGGCGCUGGAGGAGACCAAGAACUACACUACCCAGUCCCUGGCCAGCGUGGCCUACCUGAUCAACACGCUGGCCAACAAUGUGUUGCAAAUGCUUGACAUCCAGGCGUCGCAGCUGCGCCGCAUGGAGUCCUCCAUCAAUCACAUCUCGCAGACAGUGGACAUCCACAAAGAGAAAGUAGCACGGCGAGAGAUCGGCAUCCUCACCACCAACAAGAACACCUCCCGCACACACAAGAUCAUCGCCCCGGCCAACCCAGAGAGGCCCGUCCGCUACAUCCGCAAACCCAUCGACUACAGCUUGCUGGACGACAUGGGCCACGGAGUCAAGUGGUUGCAAAGGUUUAAGGCCAGCGCUCAAAACAUGAAAACCGGAGGAAGCGCCCUGCCUCGCACCAACCCCCCCACACAGAAGCCCCCCAGCCCACCUAUGUCAGGGAAAGGGACCCUUGGGCGCCACUCCCCCUUCCGGACGCUUGAGCCGGUGCGUCCUCCCGUUGUCCCUAACGACUACGUCUCGAGCCCGACGCGCAACACGGCGCCCCCCCAGCAGAGUCCCGCACGCACUGCAUCCGUUAAUCAGAGGAACCGCACGUACAGCAGCAGUGGGAGCAGCGGAGGAAGCCACCCCAGCAGCAGUCGCAGCAGCAGCCGAGAGAACAGCGGCAGUGGCAGCGUGGGCGUGCCCAUCGCCGUGCCGACGCCUGCCCCGCCCACAGUAUUCCCAGGUGCGCCUCAGUUCUACAGCAUGAAUCGCCCGGCGCAGCAGCAGCCCCAGAACCCCCAGGUCGGGGGGUCCCUGCCGUUCCGCCGGCCCUCGUCGGUCACGGGCCAGCCCAACACGGCCCACAACAACCAGAGCCAGCUGAACGGCGGGCCGCACUUCGCCCAGAACCAAGYAGGCCCACACGCGCCCCCUCCCCCAUCCAUGCAGAUCACCCCCCAGCUGCCUCUCAUGGGCUUUGUGGCCCGAGUUCAGGAGACUAUUUCAGACGUGCCGCCGCCACCUCCGCCCGCUGACGAGCCGGUGUUCGAGGAGCCCACCCCGCCCCCGCCUCCGCCUGAGGACUAUGAGGAUGACGAGGAAGAAGAAGAGUCGGCGGUGGUGGAGUACACCGACCCCUACGCCGAGGAAGACCCACCAUGGGCCCCACGCAGCUAUCUGGAGAAAGUGGUGGCCAUUUACGACUACACUCGCGACAAAGAAGACGAGCUGUCCUUCCAGGAGGGCGCCAUCAUCUACGUGAUCAAGAAGAAUGACGACGGCUGGUUUGAGGGCGUGAUGAACGGGACCACGGGUCUCUUCCCCGGUAACUAUGUGGAGUCCAUCAUGCACUACGCCGAUUGAGCAGCCCUCCUCUGACGGGAGCGGGCGGAGACUUGGAUCAGACGGAGCAUGACCUCCAUCCGAGCGCAGCUGUUCUAAAGGACACGACAAACUGAGGUCAUUCUUUCGACAUAGUUGUCGCCAUUGUAAAACAACCACUGCUCUAGAUAUAUCCUUCCUUGUAAUGUUUCUUUCUUAUUUGACCAAACAGGAGUGUUGUUAAGUUAUGAAGCCACUACAUUUUUCGUUUUUUGUUUUGUCGUUUACCAAGUCGCCCUUACUUUAAACAAUAUUUAUUUGUAGUCGAAGAAAGGGCUGGAGGAAAAUGCCUUCAUGUGUAGAUUUCUCCUCAACACUCCAGAGACAACAAGAUCCUCAAUAAGUGGGGGAGGGGGGUUGGGUUUCCAGAUUUCCAGUCGGGUACCUCAGGGACGGUGCCAAAGCUGAGCAAGACAAGCACACAGGAUGUCUCAGCGCGACAUCUGUAGGCAAACGAGUGCUUCAAGGUGAGAGUUUGGAUUAUUUUCUGCAAAGUUUUAUUUGACGAAAUGCAACGUUUCAGGCAGUCAGGUCGAUUCGGGCUUCACUUCGCAAGCCGGAGUGCGAUUUCCGAAGAGAAGGAAUCCUCAUCCAGCCCUGGAAUAACACGAGUUUUUUGAAAGCGCAGCAUUUAUUUUUCUUUGAUAAUUUUUAUUUUUUUCUCUUUUUAUGGUUUUGCUUGCAGAGCGUCAGACUGCAUGUUUUCUUUCCUAUUGAUUACCGUCUUAAUAUUUUCAGAUAUGGUGUGGUUUGGUUUUUCUAUAUUCGCCCUCUUACGCAGACGACAUCAUAUCUCGGUCAUCUCUCAGACGCUUGUGCCAUAUUGAAGUGUGUGUUGCUGUUCAGAGGUUAUCACUUCAUUUGCAAUAAAACUCGCCGGUGGCGGUUCGAGGGUGGGACUGGUACUGAAAUGCAAAACUUUCUCAGCUUCUCCCCCCCGAGUCGUUUCAAAUCAAAAGCACAUAUGUUUGUAAUAAAAAAAAAGUGUAGAAGAAGAAAUAAUAUAACUGUGAGAUGUAUUAUGUCCUCACAAAGGGACUUGUUGAAUAUGAAAAGAAGCCAGCUGUCGUGUUGAAAUGGUUUUAGCGGCCAUACCAAGUAAAAAAAUAAAAUAAAAUUCACUUGUCCUCCGUAUAGUUCAAUACGCUUGGCCGUUGGGUGUUUCCACCAUGUCGGAAUCUUUAUUUUUUAUUUUAAAUGGAGAAAAAAAAUAAAAUAAGUGGGUCUGUAUGUGAGUCUUGCAUGCCAUUGUUCUUAUCUGUAAACCUACAUGGCGAGAUCACCCAUUUCUAAGAAAAAGACGAACCGCCCUGACCAGUAUCAACCAGCCUCAUCCAAAGAGACUGUCUAACUUCAAGCCCACGUCCGAGGAGUCGCUCUCCGACCUGAAAGUAGCCGUCAUUACGUCACCUGUGGACCAUUAUGUGCAAGCUGCUAGUGAAUCCAGCAGGCGGGAUAUUUACGUAACACUACAUAGAUGACACUAAACGGUCAAAACUUACAUGUAAGGCCUUUGGCCUGCAGGAUUCACAACCUUCUGGAAUCACGGAUGUCCCUUGGGACGUCAGGUUAACAGUCCAUAAUGCCAUUGUGUUGCACAGUCAAAGUUGAAUUGCAGAAGUAUCAUAUUUGUAAAAUCAUGAGAACAAAGACAAUAAAGUUAUUAAGAUUUACUGGUG